UUGCGUGCUAGAGACGGUUUACAUAACAAAAUACUUCAAAUUGAUGCGUACCAGUCACUUCGGAUCCGCGGCUCGACAAACCGAUCUCACUCGAUCAGUCGUCUAACGGAUCAGAACUGUCUAGACAUUCCAGCAUAAUGGUAGCACUAAAGUUUUUUGUGUUGUUUCUGCUAAGUCUAGCAAUGCUGGCUAAAGCGCGCAACGAGCGCUACAUCUGCCAGGUGAUCGAAGAUGGCUGGUGUACGCUGCAGAAGAUUUACAUUACUUCACGCACGGAUGUGCGAGGAUUACGUUUCCCGGACGACCAGUACGAGAAAAUUCGCAUCGGUCAGCACUAUGACUUUGCCAACACAGACAGCGUGGUCAGUGUAUUUUCAGCCGGUUUGUUCCGACGGAUGAGCCGAGUGCGAUAUCUGAAAAUGAACGAAGUUCGAAUGCAAGGACUGGACAUGCCAAAUACGGUUCUGGAACUGGAUGUAUCCAACAAUUGGAUUACGCGCGUCUUUAUCGAUGCCGAUAGAAGUUACAGUUUGCGAAAGUUAAACAUGAAAAACAAUUUGGUUAGUAGUGUUGCCAGUUUCAAGUAUCUGAAUCAGCUGGAAGAACUGGACAUGAGUGAAAAUUUGGUGCAUUUGUUAAACUUUGAACUGUUCACGUUCAUGCCGUACAUCCAAACGAUCGAUUUCGCGCAUAACCGUCUGCUCGAGGCUAGACCGGGCAGUAUUCAGUUGACGCUGUACUACCUGGAACGAUUGGACAUGGCGGACAAUCAGUUGCUCGAGAUAGAACUGAAGUACUGGACCUUCCCAGCACUGCGAAUGUUGAAUCUCACGGGAAACCCGAUCCGCCGGCUAGAUUACUUCGAGGUUCGACGGGCUUUCCCCAUGCUACUGAGAGUAACUUUCUAACAGACCCCCACUGACGCUGACAGGAUCGUUAAUUUAUAGUAUAGCAAAUAGUGAAUGUGAAAAUACUCGAAGUGAAAUUUUUGGGGAGAUGUUCGCUCAAAUAUAGACGAAUAUUUUGUAACUCUGAGAUAAA
Messenger RNA from Topomyia yanbarensis, 1041 nucleotides. Its product is annotated as leucine-rich repeat-containing protein 40-like. Bases 138 to 908 code for a protein of 256 amino acids. The transcript is spliced from 2 exons. The record is from RefSeq and is a predicted model, not a curated record. Lineage: Eukaryota; Metazoa; Arthropoda; Insecta; Diptera; Culicidae.